This is a messenger RNA of Rotaria socialis, 2295 nucleotides long. The record is from the annotation of a GenBank genome assembly. Lineage: Eukaryota; Metazoa; Rotifera; Eurotatoria; Philodinida; Philodinidae.
AUGAAAAAAUUCGGCGUCUCAACUGAUUGGCUUGCUAAACGAUCGAAUAUAGUACGUCAAUCAGCAUAUUCACUUUCAUCAGUUAAAUCGAACACAAGUAAACUUGAUGCAAUGAUUAAAAGCGCUUCAGCUAAACCAAUACGAUCAAAUCGGAAAUUAUCUUUUAUUGAAAAUACAAAUACGGCACCGACAAGGUUAGAAUUCGAUAAAGAAAAUGCAGAUCCAUCAACAGAAACAAAUGAUACAAAAGAAGAAUCAAAUGAAGUAACGAAACCAAAAGAAGCGCCUACACCUUAUGAUCUCAGUAGUGAUAGUAACGAUGAAAAAGAAGAAGAAAAAGAAAAAAUUGAUUCUUCUCCAACAUCAAAAGCAUUUUCUCUUCGUAUUCCACGUGUUGAUUUUUCCGAUAAAGAAAAGCAACGGUCAUCAAAACGUUCAAAAUCAUUAUCAUCUGACGACGAACCUAAACAAGAAAAAAAGAAACCAUCCAAGAAGCUCUCAAGUUCAAAAUCAUUACAUGAAAAACGUAAAAAAGAAAAAAAACAGUCAUCAAAAUCGUCAAAACCAUUACCAUCCGAUGAUGAACCAAAAGAAGAUAAAAAUCAAUCAUCCAAACGUUCAAUUUCAUUAUCAUCCGACGAAGAACCUAUACAGGAAAAAUCUAAUCCAAAACGAAAGAGACAAAGCAAAAAAGAAACUACAAGAAAAUCAUCAAAAAAACCAAGUGAAGAUGAACCAACAAAAGAAGCUCCAAAGAAAUCAUCAACAAAAUCAAACAAAGGUGAAACAGUCAAAGAAAUUUCGAAGAAAUCAUCGAAAAAAAUAAAGAAACAUGAAAAAACUCGAGAUAUAUUAUCAUCCGAUGAAGAUGAAUCAAUAGGAGAAGCUUCAAAAAAAUCAUCGAAGAAAUCCAAUAAAGAUGUAGGAUCUCCAGAAAUAGUAUCAUCCAAUGAAGAUGAACAUGAAUCAAUAGAAGAAAUUCCAAAGAGGUCAUCAACAAAAUCAAAUAAACAUGAAGGAUCUCCAGAAAUAUUAUCAUCCGGUGAAGAUGAAGAUGAACCUAUGGAAGAAGUUUCAAUGGAAUCAUCAAAAAAAUCAAAUAAAGAAGAAACUCCAAAGAAGUCAUCGAAGAAAGAUGUAGGAUCACCAGAAAUAUUAUCAUCCGAUGAAGAUGAAGUUGAACUAAUUGAAGAAGUUACAAAGAAGUCAUCAACGAAACCAAAAAAAGCUGAAAAAAUCAAAGAAACUCCUAAAAAGUUGUCGAAGAAAUCAAAACAAGAUGAACAGGCAGAAGAAGCUUCUGAAGAUUUAUCAUCCAAUGAAGUUGAAGAUAAGCCAACGAAACAAAUCAAAAAGAAACCAUCAAAAAAACCCAAAAAAACCCCCAAGAAAUUCGACAAAGAUGAACCGGCAGAAGACGCCUCAGAAAAAUUAUCAUCUAAUGAAGAUGAAGACGAACCCACAAAAGAAAUUCCAAAGAAAUCAUCCACGAAAUCGAAUAAAGAUGAAGGAACUCCAGAAAUAUUAUCAUCCGAAGAAGAUGAAGACGAAUCUGCAAAAGAAGUUCAACAGAAGCCAUCAGAAAAAGUUGAAAAACCUCGAAAAAACUCAUCGAAAAAAACCAAUAAAGAUGAAGAUGAACCUGCCAAAAAAGUUUCAAAGAAGUCAUCAGCAAAACCUAAUAAAGAAACUCCAGUAAAAUCAUCAUCAUCUGAUGCAGAUGAACCAACAAAAACCAUUGAUGAUCAUACAAUGGAAUUUUCACCCAAACAAGAUAAAGAAAAACAAACAUCAGCUGAUACAAAAAAGUCGGUGCAAAGCAAAAGUAAAGAUGAUUUAGCACAAACGCGUAUUGAACAUUUUAAAAAGUUACUUCGAAUCUCUGGUAUUCGACUUAUCAUCAAAAGAACUGAAUUAGAUCAAUUCAAAUCAAAUAAAGCAAAAAUCGAUUAUCUAAAAUCACUUUUUGAUAAAGGUGGUUUUACUGGCAGUUUAACAAUUAAAGAAUGUGAAAAGUUCCGUAAGAAACGUGACACGGAAAAAGAGUUACUUGAAAUUCAAGCGACUUCUGUUACUGUUAAAGGACAUGUCAAAGGUGGUCGAACACUACGAGGACAAGGCCGCGAUACUGAAGAAGUCAAUGUGAGCGUUAAACGAAAACGCACAGCAAGUAGUGAAAUUGAAGAAGAUGAAGAAAAAAGUGAUGCUGAUUCAUCUGAUCAUGAAAGAAAAAAUGUUAAAAAACGGCGAAUGAUGAAAAUGGAAGCAUCACCUGAAAUUAGUGAAGAUGAAUAA